GCCAGGACAUUUGUCCCUAUAAACGGUUUAAUUAGUUUUAAUUUUUAUAUUAAAAAUAAAAUAAAAAAAUAUGUACUUUGUCUGUGUUGCCGUUUGGGUAUCAUUGGUCCACUUACUUCCCAGUGACGCGAUCAUUUUAGAUCGGUAUGCAACCAGGAGAACAAGAGCUAUCGAUGGUUAUGAUAAUAACCAAAUUACUGGCUCACUGUCUUUCAAACCGAGCAUACCUAAAGAAUGCGAAGAAAUCGGUAUUUGCGAUGACGUACCGGAGUACCCGCAGCAGUACGUGACGCAACUGAUCGAUCAGAUAAAUAAAGUCAAUCAAACCCAUUUCAAUAUGGACAUAAUACAACUCGACGAGCGGUUUGGACCCGAGGAAGAUAACACGGAAUUGUGCCAAUCAAAGACAAUGCUUUUUAGUCCGCUGGCAGCACGAUCCGUUAAUGGAAAAAAAUGGUACUAUAUUGUGAAUAAGAGAAACGAAGAGGCCGUACAAACAUUCCGAGUAGAUGUUUGCAAUAAACAAAAUGUCAUGUGUGAUAAUGUGGCGAGUUUUGCACUUGGCAACGAAGGAUACUGCAAACAGAAGUAUAUUCUACGCAAAAUGGUGGCAUUGGACUACACAGGAAGUACAUAUGAAGAUUAUUUCAUCAUCCCUAGCUGUUGUUCUUGUGUAUACAGAACCCUAUCGUACAAUUUGAAAUAACUGAUGCGAUCAGAAAUUUAAGAUCUAAAAAAUACUCAAAUGUUCAAAAACUCUACUACUAGAGUUUCGGUUGUGAAUUGCUUGAAUUAUUUAGAGAAAAAUGCCUGUAAAACCCGCUCUAUUACUUGCAUUUUUAUCUAUGGCUGUGACUCUUAUUGACACAUAUUUUAAGUUUCGUUUUAUUAAGUAAUAGUGAGAGAUGAAAAUAUGAUUUUCUACAAGUGUGUUGUUAUAAAUUUGAUUGAUUUUGUUCUUAAAGUUUUAUAUUAAAAAGAAAUCUUACUGACUGUACUUGAACCGACAUUUACAAAAGUCCGAAGGAAAAUACUGAUUAUUCAAAAUUAAAGCAAUAUGAUUGAAAAUACAUAGGUUAAUCUAAUUAUUUAAGUAAUUAACAUAUUCUACAUCCUAAAUUUUGUAUAUAGUUUGUCAUAUUUAUUAGCAAUACUGAAUAAAUAAAUAAAAAAUA
Messenger RNA from Papilio polytes (common Mormon), 1175 nucleotides. RefSeq names its product protein spaetzle (gene spz). Bases 71 to 706 code for a protein of 211 amino acids. Gene Ontology annotation, biological process: central nervous system formation; regulation of Toll signaling pathway; innate immune response. Gene Ontology annotation, cellular component: extracellular region. NCBI's taxonomy places the organism in Eukaryota, Metazoa, Arthropoda, Insecta, Lepidoptera, Papilionidae. The record is from RefSeq and is a predicted model, not a curated record. Gene Ontology annotation, molecular function: growth factor activity; Toll binding. The transcript has 6 exons.